Molecule: messenger RNA, 1635 nt
Organism: Anopheles cruzii
Lineage: Eukaryota; Metazoa; Arthropoda; Insecta; Diptera; Culicidae
Exons: 3
Coding region: 38-1615 (525 amino acids)
Source: RefSeq, a predicted model, not a curated record
UUUCUUUUCGUUUCUUGUGAUUGUCUCUUUCCGAAAAAUGAAAAAUUUGUGCGAUUUGGUGCUAAAGUAUAAACCGUUUAGCAAUGUGGAUGAUGAUUUGUUUGCUUAUAUCGAUCGUAUUUUGGAGAACGCCUGGGAAAUACAUCAGCGACAUGAACGUGCCAUGAUAGGAUUAGAGAAGCUGGAACAGCAAUUACGGGUACGAACAGAACGCCAAGCUAUCCGGUUUGAACAAGGCAACAUUACUAUUUCGCCAGUAAAAAAACGUAAACGUCGGUCCAUCGACGCGCCGCUUUCGGCACGCAAAGAAAACGUAUUCGCCGUCGAUGAUUCCACAUUUUUUCCCAACAAAUCCGACCCUGAAGCUUCGCUGGUAGCAACGUCCGUGCUAGAACAGAACAUCAUUGAUUCGGAGGAAUCAUUCUUUGCCCUGUCGCAAAGUCCGCCUAAAAGAGAACCGUUGUCCAGUAAAAAUGCAUGCUUUUCCGAUCGUUCACCAGCGAAACAUUUAUUUGAAGGAAAAUGGAACAGAAGAAUUCUGCGCGAGAGUAAACUCGACCCCAGCAUCUCCGCUAGAAAAUCAAUAGACGAAAAGUCACCGCAGCGGGCAGCGAUGACAAGCGCGUCAACGAGCGGCACUAAGUGGACGGUUAAAAAGGACGAUACGGCCAUAGUUUCUAAGCUGGAACAGGGUUCGACAACCGGUAAAUCGUUUCGAUCUCCCUUGCAUGGGCGUAGCCGUUUGCGGCAGACUAAGCUAGUGUUUCCAGAGCACUCCAACCAACGGGUUCGCUCGAAAAAGGAUGGCAAAGCAACGGAGGAAGAGGCAUCAUUGAGUGAUUUUGUAGUGCCCACGCCGCCCGUGUCAGCACACAAAUCAAAAUGCAUGCGAAGUAUACGGAUGAAGGAGUCUACCAGUAACGGGAUGCAGUCAAUCAGUAGAAGUAAAUCGAAGAAUGAUCGGCCAAUAACUGACAAAUGUUUCAACGACACUGAGAAAACAAGUAUUCAAACUUGCGGCGAUGAUAUCGAUCGAACUUUUUGUGCAGGAAUAGAAGGCUUCAGCGACUUCCAAGCACAGAAGAUCAAACAAGAAUCAACAACGCGACCGAACCAUAAACCGUGUUUGUUUAAGUCGAUUAAAAAUGUUUCGCAUGAGUGGAAUUGUCCAGCGGAAGAAAAGAACGAUACUAGCGACGUCAUACUUGUGCAACCACCGAGCCAGGAGUCAGUUGUUUGUGUGAUGGAAUCCCAAGCUUCGAAAAAGGAUUUACUUAUUGCUGCCUUGAAGGAAGAACGCAGUAAGCGGAUCGAAGACACUGGUUCACGGCCUUUGGACAUUGCCACCGAUGUCAAUGAUAAAUGGAAGGAACCGGAAGCUACGACCACGAAAGCCGUCACACCAGUGAAGGACUCAACUUCCGAAAAAGCAUUGGCUACGAAAAAGUUGUGUAUCGAUUGCAAAAAGUUUUUUCAAUUUCACAUGACGUCUGGGAAAUCGGCAGAAACUGUACUUUCUAAAUUACCCCGCAACUGUCGUAGCUGUCGGAUGGCCCAACUUCACAGCACUCCGCCAGAUUUCUGGCAUCCCGACUUCCUUCCAACGCAACAAUAACGCCUCAGUCUGGUGCCUUA